Molecule: messenger RNA, 5881 nt
Organism: Cavia porcellus (domestic guinea pig)
Lineage: Eukaryota; Metazoa; Chordata; Mammalia; Rodentia; Caviidae
Gene: CUNH11orf87
Product: chromosome unknown C11orf87 homolog
Exons: 2
Coding region: 564-1160 (198 amino acids)
Source: RefSeq, a predicted model, not a curated record
GAUAAAAACUUGUGCGAUAAAAAUGUUUCAUUUAGCUCCCUUGGUUCGUACUGAGGUUUGUGUUUCAGGUUUUGCCACAUUCCUGUUGACAAAUGCCCCUGCUAUAAUGCAGGCAGUUUAUGUUGAGAACAAGGGGCAGCACAAACAAGAUUUGGGGGUCCAGGAAGCCUCCUUAGCCAUCUGGGAGAAAGUCUGAUCAGUCCACCUCAGAAGGAGCUUGUCUAGGGUGCAAAAAUGCGUUCCGGGACCACCUGAGAAAGGGCUGCCUUUGAGAACUGAGACCUGAGGCGGAGCGGAGGCUGCAGCCUUUCCUAGCAAAGCAGCCCGGAAGCCCUGUGCGCAGGAAAGGGGCUCCUGGAGACUGACUCGAGGCGAGAAAGAAGCUCCCCCAGCGGCACGCGCUCCCGGGCAGUGGCUUCCUCGGUCCCCGGCUCGCGUGCGCACUCCCUCCCGUGCGGGGAGUAGUUUUGGGUGGCGUGGGCUCUGUCCUCUCCUCGGCUGGUGGGAACGGUGUGGCAGACAGCGGAAGCCUGGUGGGCCCGGCCCCUCCCAGCCCAGCGCCCAUGAGUGCCCGGGCACCGAAGGAGCUGAGGCUGGCGCUGCCGCCGUGUCUCCUCAACCGGACCUUUGCUUCCCCCAACGACAGCGGCAGCGGCCACGCGGGCGCCCGCAGCCCCGGCGCAGGCGGAGGCGGCGGCGGCACCUGCAUCACGCAGGUGGGACAGCAGCUCUUCCAGUCCUUCUCCUCCACGCUGGUGCUGAUCGUCCUCGUCACUCUGAUCUUCUGCCUCAUCGUGCUGUCUCUGUCCACCUUCCACAUCCACAAGCGGCGGAUGAAGAAGAGGAAGAUGCAGAGGGCGCAGGAGGAAUACGAGAGGGAUCAUUGCAGCGGCAGCCGCGGCGGAGGGGGGAUGCCCCGGGCUGGUGGUCAGGUCCCAACUCCAGGAAAAGAGACCCGGCUGGAGAGGCAGCCCAGGGACUCGGCCUUCAGCGCGCCCUCCAACGCCACUUUCUCCUGCUCUUCAUCCCCUGGGCUUCCUCGCCAGGGUCCCUGCGCGCCUCCGCCUCCACCGCCAGCCCCCAGUCCACGCGGGGCGCAGGCGACCUCCUCCUCGGACACAGCUGGCGAGGGCCUUUUGCAAGCGGUGGUACUUUCCUGAUGGUGUAGCCCUCUCCUCACCCGUCUCAUUUCCAGCAUCCUGGCUUUCUUCCUCCUUCCUUCCUUUUCCAUUUUCCUCUGACCCUCUUUUUCCUCCUCCUCCUCCUUCCCCAUCUCCCCACGCCCCUCCUGUUUCUCCUCCACCGAGGCACUGUGCGGUAUUGUAAAUAUUGGGCAAGGAAAGUCUCGGAAGAAGAAAUAGUGCUGAUAAUACUUUAUUAAUAUUUAUAGUAAUUAUUAUGAUACUAAUAACACAAUCCAAGCGCAUGACAAAUCACAUACUUUCUCAUUGUCAGUGAAGGAUGCAUCUUCCCUCGUCACCAUGUAUCCCCCUCAGUACGGAGGAGAAACUGCACAAGCUACCAAACCCACAAAAGGCACCGACACUGGGGCAAAGGGAGGGAGGGGCCCAGUAGUGUUGUACAUAGCUGUCAGGUCAAGGUAACUUCCCUCCCCUCCGCCAGCGUUCACUUUUCCUUUAGCUUCCCUCUCCGCCCCUUUUUCACUCUCAGCUGGGCUCAGGCGUAUUAUGUUGUGAAGAAAACUCUGCGUUAAGCAUCAGGACUACAAGAGGCCACAGAGCAAGUCCCAGAAAAAUGUUUAGGAGAGGAACAGGUACUCCCCUCGGUCAGCCAUCUUCUCACUCCUUGGUUAACCAUUACUUUUUCCAGGACUGAGCAUUUUAGCUAAUACAUGUCUCUCGCUGGCCGAGCACAAUAAAUACAUUCAGAUCUAUAAAUGAGUGAAAACAAAAACAAAAGCAACCCUUACCGCUUUCUGCUCCCAGCACUCGGAGGAACGCCUUUGACUGGGCGUUUUCAGCACGAGGGCCGGGGAGCUGUCCAGCACGGCCCGGUGCUGAAAUCGCCUCACAGUAAUGGUUACUUUCUGGAUUGUGAUGGCGGAGGAGGGGCUGUUCUGGAAAGUGACUACGCUAGCUUUUGGUUGGUCUUUUCUUCUUUUUCUACAGUCAGGUUCGCGUGUACUAUUGGUUUUCUUAUUCUAAAUGUUGCAUAAGUUACCUUUUUUUGUAAAAAAAAAAAAGUUACCGUGCAGUACUGAAAGUGCAGUAUCUAACCUACCAGAAUGUUUGUUUUAUUUUUAGAAUGAAUGCACCUUUGUUAUACACUUAUUAUAUUGGUACCAAAUACAGAAGAAAACUAUAGUUCUGUACGAAGUCCUCCAAACUGUAUAUUCUUGUUCUUACUUUCCAGCUGUUGAUAUAAUGGUUACCACUGGACGAGGAGCUCAGUGGGGCAGGCCUGGCUUCUGCUGUUUCCAGAAGUGUUCUUUUGUACCUUACUCUGUAGUAGACUGUUAUAAAAGAUGACACACAUGUUUCCUUCUUCUUUUGUGAAUAACAGAACCACCACCACAACAGAAGACAAACUAAUAAUGGAUGUGCUGGAAUGCCGUCUAUUAAGAUGUGAUUACUCUUUAACCAGUGCCUGUAGUUCUCCUGCAUGAAGUUAAGUUCCAGCUGGAGGUAGUGGUGUGCGGACUUGCUUGUAGUGUAUGUGUUUGGGGCAAAACUGGUGGGGUGUUGGGCAAUUUGGAUGACAGGACAUGCAAAUUUCAAGAGACCAAAAUCAGCAGAAACUUUUAGGAUAAAAUUGUUUACAUCUUGUUUAGUUAAAAAUAUGUGCUUGUGUCAGAGGCACAGCACAGGUGGGCUCUCCUUUAUUAGUGGGACUUGGCUAAUUUUACUGAAUAUAUAAAAACUUAAUGAGGAGAAAAAUAUCUUAUUCUGUCUUCUGAUGCCAGAUGAGCCCAUCUCUUUUAGAAAUGGAAUUUGCCUAUGACUAUUUACCACUUUGUUUUCCUUGGACUGAUGAUAGAGGAGGCCAGAAACAUUAAAAUCUCAAAUAUAUGCAGUGGCAUCCCUUCUUGGGAAAUCUUUGACAGCUAUUGAAAUAUUUGUAAAAUGUAUGAAUGAGAAUGAUUUACAUAAAGCUUAAAGAGGAUUUACCAUGUUGCUGAGUGCAAUUCAAGAGUAUCCCUAAAGUGCAUCCCUCUCCCAAGUAACUAGUUGUUCUAGACUCUCUGUCUUGGUUCCAGGCAUAUAUGUUCUUAUCCAGAGACAAUAUUAACUGUGCUAUUUUUGGUCAUCUAUUAAAUUUCCCAGAUCAGAAUAGUGUAAUAAGUUUAAUUUUACACUGAUUAGUUACUAAUGCACUUUCCUGAAGCAAAGAUCAUCAUUUAAACACCCCAGGUUGUAAUAUCAAGAAGGUGUAGUCUUUGGAUACAAAGUAUUAAGCAAUGAACCAGAUUCUCUCCGGUGCCUUCAUCACUUCCUAAUAAGUAAAAGAGUCAUUAACUUCCUCAAGUUGCUAGGGAAUCCAUUUGUGCAUUAGAGCUCUACACUCUACAUCAAGAAUGACGAAGGCACUGUGAAGAGGAAAGUUCAUUAAUUUUUCUCGUUUACCCACAAACAGCUGUAGCCCUUUAAUUUGGACUUGGAUGUAGAAUAGAAUCAAGAAUCCAAAGGGAGCAUCCUUAUUUCUAAUGAGCUCUACUAAAAUUCAUAGAUAUUCCCCCCAAUUUGGUAAACUUUUUACAGUGAAUAAUUUCCCAUUUUAUUAAAGCAAUAACAUUCAGUUGUGAACAGUAUUAGAUGAUGAUUCCAUUCUCUUGGUGCUGAAGCUACUCAUAUGUUCCUGCCUUAUGAAUUAUAGUGUAUUUAAGGCAUGCAAUAAUAAUUCCCUUCCAAGGAACAGCCUGUAAACCCUGGGGGGUAAUGUCCUAUGUAGUUUUUUCCAAAUGAAUAGAAGAAGUGAGAGAAUUAAAAGAAUAGUGUAUAUUGUUUAAAAAUCUUGAUACCUCUAAACGUGAACAUAUAUGUGUACUAAACUGAUUUAUUGUGCACCUUUAAAUGCGUAUGCCUUUCUCCGUUAAUUUACUAUGGUUUAAUACUUUACUACUGUCCUCUGAGAAGAUGAUACAGUUUUUAAAUCCAAUUUCAUAUUAAGUUUAAUAUACUCAGAACCAUAGGUUUCUGGUCAUGUGACAUGCAAUUUUGAGAUCGAGACUUACAUGAGAUUCUAGUAAGACAGUCCCCACACCAAAUUACUGCAAUAAGCACAUAUACAAGCAGUUUGUAUAAACUCUGUAUAAAACACUGCUUCUUAUAGAGCUCAGUUGUCAGUUCCAGGAGUUUGGGAUGCUACUAACAGGAAAUUUUGGUCUUCUUUAUAUGAAAAGGCACUCUGGAAAUAGCUAAAUUUAAGGAUUUUUUUUCACUGAUGUCCCGUCAAACUAGUUGCUUCAAACCCUAUAGCUGUAGCUCAACUUCUGCUCUUGCUAUUCAGUAUUAAUAAGAUGGCAUGCUUGAUUCUUAUUGUUUUUAAAAAUGAGAGAAUUGGAGAGAGAAUGCCAUUAUGUCAACUGUAUGGGACUCUGAAUCUUCAAGAUGUAGAUGAAUAUUAUCUUUAGAAUUUAUAUACCCAUAGAUAUGUAUUUCUAUAUGCAUACAUUUUGUACAAAUUUACAAUGGACUUUUUGUAUUCUCUUUUCUGUCAUUACAAGAAUGAGAUGGAAACCAAAUAGCUGUUCCAUUCUCUUAUCCAGAGAGGAUACUGAGAAGUCAGGUAUAUGCAUGCAAUUAUUUCUCUGAGGUCAAAUCUGAAUGACUUUUUCCUUGUUUAAUGAAAGGGGAGAGAGUCCUGGUUGGCUUUGGAAAUUGGUAAUUAGAUAAGCUUUGUUUCCUAUGCUAGUGACUCAAAUGUAGCAAUGAUAAUAAAGUUAUGACCAUAUCAAUGUAGUCUAACUAUCUAGAUGGGACACAAAAAUAUUCAGAAGAGUGUUAGGAUCAUCUAGACCACAAAUGUGGACUGAAGUUCAAUUUUUCAUUUUAAAUCUAUAUGUUGUGUAAGUACAACUUAUAUCUGUAUAGCUAAAGGUAAAGUGAAAAUAUAAUCAUUGGGGUUUUUUUUUAAGUCUGAUAAGUAAUUUUUUUGAAAUAUGGACAAAUCAGUUUUUUAAAAAUACUUCUUUGGCUUCUGACAUUUCCAUUUCUAUUUGUAUCAAUUAAUUAAUUGGUAAUGGUUAAAAGUUUAUUUUUCCAAUAUGCACACAUAUCCUUUAAAUGUUUGGAUGUGGAUGACAGCUAAGCAGUUACUAGCUGAUAUUACCUGAAAGUUAUGGGCUCAAUUAGAAUCAGAACUUUCAUAUAAUCUGGCCAGGCUCCUCAAAGCUAAUCACUUGUGAACCUGGGAUUUGAAUUUUAAUUGGAAACUACUUGUUCAUUUUUGAACUAGUGACUGUGGUCACAGAUGCUUUAGUUCAUAUAAGAAUGAAUUGCCCUAUCUGUACUAGGAUAUUUAAUCACUGGGCUAAACAAAUCUGAUUCUGAUCAUUUUUUCCAUUUAUUUGAUAAUCUUUGAAAAAUAGCUUAUAUGGCUUGACGUCAAUACUUAUUACUGUCACCAACCUAAUAAUACAAUUGGUGCCAGGCAAAAAUGCUUAAGUGAUAAUAUGAAUUUAAUUAGCUUUAAUUGAGUACAAUGAUAUACAAAGUGGGCUUACUUGUUUGAGGCAGGGAUUUUCCCUGAAACUUGUGAUUGUACUGGGUUGUUUCUGUAGAAAGAUUAUCAAUAACGACACUGACAACAACAGACUGAUUUUUGAACUUGAGUAUAUUCAACAGGUAGAAUAAAAUAGAUAUUAGAAUUCAUGAAAAUUUUGUUUUGCUUUUCUAUCAAUAAAAGAGUUUUGUUAAUUGGG